AUGAAGGAGUUUCUCCUACUAAUGUGUCUUUAUCUGCUUGGAUCUGCCAGAGGGGCAUCAGGCAAGCCUGAUAAGCCUCCUGGCUCCACGAAUCAUCAAGCUUCUGUUCAGCGACUUUCAGGUGAGCACUUUUCACUCUCAAACCCUUCAGGCAAAGUGGCUUUGUACGUGACUUCUCCAGGCAAGAUUGCUUUAAGUGAGCGCCCUUCCGAAGAGCACACUUUAGUUGGGCGCGCUUUGGGGGAGCACGGUUCAGGGAAACACACUUCAGGCGAGCCCAGUUCCAGUGAGCACGCUGCCGGGAGUGAGCCUGCUGCCGACGAACAGCCUUCCGGUGAUCAGCCCUCGGGAGAAAAGCCUUUCAGUGACCAGCCUUCUGGUGACUCCGGUGAACAGCCUUCCGGCGACCAGUCUUCAGGUGAACAGCCUCCGGGUAGAAAGCCUUUGGGUGAUCAGUCUUUGGAUGAAAAGCCUUCAGGUGAACAGGCUUCGGGUGAAGAUGACUUAGGUGAACCGGCUUCUGGUGAACAGGACUCAGGCGAAAAGCAGUUGGGGGAACAGCCUGCAGACAUUCCAUCGUCCAACACUUCUUCAGCCCCAGCAUUGAAAUGUGUCACAUGCUCUUACAUGAGUGAUCAGGGAAAAUGUCUUCGUGGAGAGGGAGUCUGCUCCGCUCAGAAGUCCCAGCAGUGCAUGUUGAAGAAGAUCUUUGAAGCUGGAAAACUCCAAUUCAUGGUUCAGGGGUGUGAGAACAUGUGCCCAUCCAUGAACCUCUUCUCCCACGGGACGAGGAUGCACAUUAUAUGCUGCAAGAACCAGUCUUUCUGCAACAGGAUCUAG
This is a messenger RNA of Phyllostomus hastatus (greater spear-nosed bat), 840 nucleotides long. RefSeq names its product acrosomal vesicle protein 1 (gene ACRV1). NCBI's taxonomy places the organism in Eukaryota, Metazoa, Chordata, Mammalia, Chiroptera, Phyllostomidae. The record is from RefSeq and is a predicted model, not a curated record. The transcript has 4 exons. Bases 1 to 840 code for a protein of 279 amino acids.